AUGGAGGAUCCACUGGAUGACGUUGUUGGUGUCAUGCAAGAUGGCAAGAUCUGGCGACCUACGGAAACAUUUUUGAUUCUACAAAAAACACCUUUCGCGAUCAACAAAACGCAAAACACCUUAACCACAGGUCAACGAGCAGACGUGCCCAGUAUGAUGCUACCUCAACAAAACGACAAACAUAACUUAAAACAGGCUGAGUGCGACGAAGAUAUUACCAUCAACGUCUCUAUUGCUCGCCAACCACAACAAAAGGUAGAACUAGUUCUGGGUCGAUUUGUGACAUCAAUGUUUGAACGGAAGCCUUCACAGAACUCUACCGCAAAUAAAAAGCAAAAUUAUGUCACAGAGAACAUGUCGAGCCGAAACACGGAAUCAGACGUCACAGAUAACCAAAAGGCUACAAACUUGAAACCACAACAAAGUUCAACGUCAGACAACAAAACAGUUACAAAGGUUGACUUUGUCGAUAAGGAAGCAUCAGAACUGGCUGACGUUACUCAAGAUCAAAGCGAUAAGUUGGCUGAUCAGAAGAAACUAAAGACCAAGAAACAGAAGACAGCUAAACCAGAAGAAGAAGCUGCUACUGAACUUGACCUAGUCAAUGAAGAAGCCUCAGAACUGGCUGACGUUACUCAUGAUGAGGCUUAUAAGUUUGCUGAUCAGAAGAAACUAAAGACCAAGAAACAGAAGACAGCUAAACCAGAAGAAGCUGCUACUGAACUUGACCUAGUCAAUGAAGAAGCCUCAGAACUGGCUGACGUUACUCAUGAUGAGGCUUAUAAGUUUGCUGAUCAGAAGAAACUAAAGGCCAAGAAACAGAAGACAGCUAAACCAGAAGAAGAAGCUGCUACUGAACUUGACCUAGUCAAUGAAGAAGCCUCAGAACUGGCUGACGUUACUCAUGAUGAGACUUAUAAGUUUGCUGAUCAGAAGAAACUAAAGACCAAGAAACAGAAGACAGCUAAACCAGAAGAAGCUGCUACUGAACUUGACCUUGUAAAUGAAGAAGCCUCAGAAAUGGCUGACGUUACUCAAGAUCAAAGCGAUAAGUUUGCUGAUCAGAAGAAACUAAAGACCAAGAAACAGAAGACAGCUAAACCAGAAGAAGAAGCUGCUACUGAACUUGACCUAGUCAAUGAAGAAGCCUCAGAACUGGCUGACGUUACUCAAGAUCAAAGCGAUAAGUUUGCUGAUCAGAAGAAACUAAAGACCAAGAAACAGAAGACAGCUAAACCAGAAGAAGAAGCUGCUACUGAACUUGACCUAGUCAAUGAAGAAGCCUCAGAACUGGCUGACGUUACUCAUGAUGAGGCCGAUAAGUAUGCUGAUCAGAAGAAACUAAAGACCAAGAAACAGAAGACAGCUAAACCAGAAGAAGCUGCUACUGAACUUGACCUAGUCAAUGAAGAAGCCUCAGAACUGGCUGACGUUACUCAUGAUGAGGCUUAUAAGUUUGCUGAUCAGAAGAAACUAAAGACCAAGAAACAGAAGACAGCUAAACCAGAAGAAGCUGCUACUGAACUUGACCUAGUCAAUGAAGAAGCCUCAGAACUGGCUGACGUUACUCAAGAUCAAAGCGAUAAGUUGGCUGAUCAGAAGAAACUAAAGACCAAGAAACAGAAGACAGCUACACCAGAAGAAGCUGCUACUGAACUUGACCUAGUCAAUGAAGAAGCCUCAGAACUGGCUGACGUUACUCAAGAUCAAAGCGAUAAGUUGGCUGAUCAGAAGAAACUAAAGACCAAGAAACAGAAGACAGCUAAACCAGAAGAAGCUGCUACUGAACUUGACCUAGUCAAUGAAGAAGCCUCAGAACUGGCUGACGUUACUCAUGAUGAGGCCGAUAAGUAUGCUGAUCAGAAGAAACUAAAGACCAAGAAACAGAAGACAGCUACACCAGAAGAAGCUGCUACUGAACUUGACCUAGUCAAUGAAGAAGCCUCAGAACUGGCUGACGUUACUCAAGAUCAAAGCGAUAAGUUGGCUGAUCAGAAGAAACUAAAGACCAAGAAACAGAAGACAGCUACACCAGAAGAAGCUGCUACUGAACUUGACCUAGUCAAUGAAGAAGCCUCAGAACUGGCUGACGUUACUCAUGAUGAGGCUUAUAAGUUUGCUGAUCAGAAGAAACUAAAGACCAAGAAACAGAAGACAGCUAAACCAGAAGAAGCUGCUACUGAACUUGACCUAGUCAAUGAAGAAGCCUCAGAACUGGCUGACGUUACUCAAGAUCAAAGCGAUAAGUUGGCUGAUCAGAAGAAACUAAAGACCAAGAAACAGAAGACAGCUACACCAGAAGAAGCUGCUACUGAACUUGACCUAGUCAAUGAAGAAGCCUCAGAACUGGCUGACGUUACUCAUGAUGAGGCUUAUAAGUUUGCUGAUCAGAAGAAACUAAAGACCAAGAAACAGAAGACAGCUAAACCAGAAGAAGCUGCUACUGAACUUGACCUAGUCAAUGAAGAAGCCUCAGAACUGGCUGACGUUACUCAUGAUGAGGCUUAUAAGUUUGCUGAUCAGAAGAAACUAAAGACCAAGAAACAGAAGACAGCUAAACCAGAAGAAGAAGCUGCUACUGAACUUGACCUAGUCAAUGAAGAAGCCUCAGAACUGGCUGACGUUACUCAUGAUGAGGCCGAUAAGUUUGCUGAUCAGAAGAAACUAAAGACCAAGAAACAGAAGACAGCUAAACCAGAAGAAGAAGCUGCUACUGAACUUGACCUAGUCAAUGAAGAAGCCUCAGAACUGGCUGACGUUACUCAUGAUGAGGCUUAUAAGUUUGCUGAUCAGAAGAAACUAAAGACCAAGAAACAGAAGACAGCUAAACCAGAAGAAGAAGCUGCUACUGAACUUGACCUAGUCAAUGAAGAAGCCUCAGAACUGGCUGACGUUACUCAAGAUCAAAGCGAUAAGUUUGCUGAUCAGAAGAAACUAAAGACCAAGAAACAGAAGACAGCUACACCAGAAGAAGCUGCUACUGAACUUGACCUAGUCAAUGAAGAAGCCUCAGAACUGGCUGACGUUACUCAAGAUCAAAGCGAUAAGUUUGCUGAUCAGAAGAAACUAAAGACCAAGAAACAGAAGACAGCUACACCAGAAGAAGCUGCUACUGAACUUGACCUAGUCAAUGAAGAAGCCUCAGAACUGGCUGACGUUACUCAUGAUGAGGCUUAUAAGUUUGCUGAUCAGAAGAAACUAAAGACCAAGAAACAGAAGACAGCUAAACCAGAAGAAGCUGCUACUGAACUUGACCUAGUCAAUGAAGAAGCCUCAGAACUGGCUGACGUUACUCAAGAUCAAAGCGAUAAGUUGGCUGAUCAGAAGAAACUAAAGACCAAGAAACAGAAGACAGCUACACCAGAAGAAGCUGCUACUGAACUUGACCUAGUCAAUGAAGAAGCCUCAGAACUGGCUGACGUUACUCAAGAUCAAAGCGAUAAGUUGGCUGAUCAGAAGAAACUAAAGACCAAGAAACAGAAGACAGCUAAACCAGAAGAAGAAGCUGCUACUGAACUUGACCUAGUCAAUGAAGAAGCCUCAGAACUGGCUGACGUUACUCAUGAUGAGGCCGAUAAGUUUGCUGAUCAGAAGAAACUAAAGACCAAGAAACAGAAGACAGCUACACCAGAAGAAGCUGCUACUGAACUUGACCUAGUCAAUGAAGAAGCCUCAGAACUGGCUGACGUUACUCAAGAUCAAAGCGAUAAGUUGGCUGAUCAGAAGAAACUAAAGACCAAGAAACAGAAGACAGCUAAACCAGAAGAAGCUGCUACUGAACUUGACCUAGUCAAUGAAGAAGCCUCAGAACUGGCUGACGUUACUCAUGAUGAGGCUUAUAAGUUUGCUGAUCAGAAGAAACUAAAGACCAAGAAACAGAAGACAGCUAAACCAGAAGAAGAAGCUGCUACUGAACUUGACCUAGUCAAUGAAGAAGCCUCAGAACUGGCUGACGUUACUCAAGAUCAAAGCGAUAAGUUUGCUGAUCAGAAGAAACUAAAGACCAAGAAACAGAAGACAGCUAAACCAGAAGAAGAAGCUGCUACUGAACUUGACCUAGUCAAUGAAGAAGCCUCAGAACUGGCUGACGUUACUCAUGAUGAGGCCGAUAAGUUUGCUGAUCAGAAGAAACUAAAGACCAAGAAACAGAAGACAGCUACACCAGAAGAAGCUGCUACUGAACUUGACCUUGUAAAUGAAGAAGCCUCAGAACUGGCUGACGUUACUCAAGAUCAAAGCGAUAAGUUGGCUGAUCAGAAGAAACUAAAGACCAAGAAACAGAAGACAGCUACACCAGAAGAAGCUGCUACUGAACUUGACCUAGUCAAUGAAGAAGCCUCAGAACUGGCUGACGUUACUCAAGAUCAAAGCGAUAAGUUUGCUGAUCAGAAGAAACUAAAGACCAAGAAACAGAAGACAGCUAAACCAGAAGAAGAAGCUGCUACUGAACUUGACCUAGUCAAUGAAGAAGCCUCAGAACUGGCUGACGUUACUCAAGAUCAAAGCGAUAAGUUUGCUGAUCAGAAGAAACUAAAGACCAAGAAACAGAAGACAGCUACACCAGAAGAAGCUGCUACUGAACUUGACCUUGUAAAUGAAGAAGCCUCAGAACUGGCUGACGUUACUCAAGAUCAAAGCGAUAAGUUGGCUGAUCAGAAGAAACUAAAGACCAAGAAACAGAAGACAGCUAAACCAGAAGAAGAAGCUGCUACUGAACUUGACCUAGUCAAUGAAGAAGCCUCAGAACUGGCUGACGUUACUCAAGAUCAAAGCGAUAAGUUUGCUGAUCAGAAGAAACUAAAGACCAAGAAACAGAAGACAGCUAAACCAGAAGAAGAAGCUGCUACUGAACUUGACCUAGUCAAUGAAGAAGCCUCAGAACUGGCUGACGUUACUCAUGAUGAGGCCGAUAAGUUUGCUGAUCAGAAGAAACUAAAGACCAAGAAACAGAAGACAGCUACACCAGAAGAAGCUGCUACUGAACUUGACCUUGUAAAUGAAGAAGCCUCAGAACUGGCUGACGUUACUAAAGAUCAAAGCGAUAAGUUGGCUGAUCAGAAGAAACUAAAGACCAAGAAACAGAAGACAGCUAAACCAGAAGAAGAAGCUGCUACUGAACUUGACCUAGUCAAUGAAGAAGCCUCAGAACUGGCUGACGUUACUAAAGAUCAAAGCGAUAAGUUGGCUGAUCAGAAGAAACUAAAGACCAAGAAACAGAAGACAGCUAAACCAGAAGAAGAAGCUGCUACUGAACUUGACCUAGUCAAUGAAGAAGCCUCAGAACUGGCUGACGUUACUCAUGAUGAGGCCGAUAAGUUUGCUGAUCAGAAGAAACUAAAGACCAAGAAACAGAAGACAGCUAAACCAGAAGAAGAAGCUGCUACUGAACUUGACCUAGUCAAUGAAGAAGCCUCAGAACUGGCUGACGUUACUCAAGAUCAAAGCGAUAAGUUGGCUGAUCAGAAGAAACUAAAGACCAAGAAACAGAAGACAGCUACACCAGAAGAAGCUGCUACUGAACUUGACCUAGUCAAUGAAGAAGCCUCAGAACUGGCUGACGUUACUCAAGAUCAAAGCGAUAAGUUGGCUGAUCAGAAGAAACUAAAGACCAAGAAACAGAAGACAGCUAAACCAGAAGAAGAAGCUGCUACUGAACUUGACCUAGUCAAUGAAGAAGCCUCAGAACUGGCUGACGUUACUCAUGAUGAGGCCGAUAAGUUUGCUGAUCAGAAGAAACUAAAGACCAAGAAACAGAAGACAGCUACACCAGAAGAAGCUGCUACUGAACUUGACCUAGUCAAUGAAGAAGCCUCAGAACUGGCUGACGUUACUCAAGAUCAAAGCGAUAAGUUGGCUGAUCAGAAGAAACUAAAGACCAAGAAACAGAAGACAGCUACACCAGAAGAAGCUGCUACUGAACUUGACCUAGUCAAUGAAGAAGCCUCAGAACUGGCUGACGUUACUCAAGAUCAAAGCGAUAAGUUGGCUGAUCAGAAGAAACUAAAGACCAAGAAACAGAAGACAGCUACACCAGAAGAAGCUGCUACUGAACUUGACCUAGUCAAUGAAGAAGCCUCAGAACUGGCUGACGUUACUCAAGAUCAAAGCGAUAAGUUGGCUGAUCAGAAGAAACUAAAGACCAAGAAACAGAAGACAGCUACACCAGAAGAAGCUGCUACUGAACUUGACCUAGUCAAUGAAGAAGCCUCAGAACUGGCUGACGUUACUCAAGAUCAAAGCGAUAAGUUGGCUGAUCAGAAGAAACUAAAGACCAAGAAACAGAAGACAGCUAAACCAGAAGAAGAAGCUGCUACUGAACUUGACCUAGUCAAUGAAGAAGCCUCAGAACUGGCUGACGUUACUCAUGAUGAGGCCGAUAAGUUUGCUGAUCAGAAGAAACUAAAGACCAAGAAACAGAAGACAGCUACACCAGAAGAAGCUGCUACUGAACUUGACCUAGUCAAUGAAGAAGCCUCAGAACUGGCUGACGUUACUCAAGAUCAAAGCGAUAAGUUGGCUGAUCAGAAGAAACUAAAGACCAAGAAACAGAAGACAGCUACACCAGAAGAAGCUGCUACUGAACUUGACCUAGUCAAUGAAGAAGCCUCAGAACUGGCUGACGUUACUCAAGAUCAAAGCGAUAAGUUGGCUGAUCAGAAGAAACUAAAGACCAAGAAACAGAAGACAGCUAAACCAGAAGAAGCUGCUACUGAACUUGACCUAGUCAAUGAAGAAGCCUCAGAACUGGCUGACGUUACUCAUGAUGAGGCCGAUAAGUUUGCUGAUCAGAAGAAACUAAAGACCAAGAAACAGAAGACAGCUAAACCAGAAGAAGAAGCUGCUACUGAACUUGACCUAGUCAAUGAAGAAGCCUCAGAACUGGCUGACGUUACUCAAGAUCAAAGCGAUAAGUUUGCUGAUCAGAAGAAACUAAAGACCAAGAAACAGAAGACAGCUAAACCAGAAGAAGAAGCUGCUACUGAACUUGACCUAGUCAAUGAAGAAGCCUCAGAACUGGCUGACGUUACUCAAGAUCAAAGCGAUAAGUUUGCUGAUCAGAAGAAACUAAAGACCAAGAAACAGAAGACAGCUACACCAGAAGAAGCUGCUACUGAACUUGACCUUGUAAAUGAAGAAGCCUCAGAACUGGCUGACGUUACUCAAGAUCAAAGCGAUAAGUUGGCUGAUCAGAAGAAACUAAAGACCAAGAAACAGAAGACAGCUAAACCAGAAGAAGAAGCUGCUACUGAACUUGACCUAGUCAAUGAUGAAGCCUCAGAACUGGCUGACGUUACUCAUGAUGAGGCCGAUAAGUUUGCUGAUCAGAAGAAACUAAAGACCAAGAAACAGAAGACAGCUAAACCAGAAGAAGAAGCUGCUACUGAACUUGACCUAGUCAAUGAUGAAGCCUCAGAACUGGCUGACGUUACUCAUGAUGAGGCCGAUAAGUUUGCUGAUCAGAAGAAACUAAAGACCAAGAAACAGAAGACAGCUACACCAGAAAAAGCUGCUACUGAACUUGACCUUGUAAAUGAAGAAGCCUCAGAACUGGCUGACGUUACUCAAGAUCAAAGCGAUAAGUUGGCUGAUCAGAAGAAACUAAAGACCAAGAAACAGAAGACAGCUAAACCAGAAGAAGAAGCUGCUACUGAACUUGACCUAGUCAAUGAUGAAGCCUCAGAACUGGCUGACGUUACUCAUGAUGAGGCCGAUAAGUUUGCUGAUCAGAAGAAACUAAAGACCAAGAAACAGAAGACAGCUACACCAGAAAAAGCUGCUACUGAACUUGACCUUGUAAAUGAAGAAGCCUCAGAACUGGCUGACGUUACUCAAGAUCAAAGCGAUAAGUUGGCUGAUCAGAAGAAACUAAAGACCAAGAAACAGAAGACAGCUAAACCAGAAGAAGAAGCUGCUACUGAACUUGACCUAGUCAAUGAAGAAGCCUCAGAACUGGCUGACGUUACUCAAGAUCAAAGCGAUAAGUUUGCUGAUCAGAAGAAACUAAAGACCAAGAAACAGAAGACAGCUAAACCAGAAGAAGAAGCUGCUACUGAACUUGACCUAGUCAAUGAAGAAGCCUCAGAACUGGCUGACGUUACUCAUGAUGAGGCCGAUAAGUUUGCUGAUCAGAAGAAACUAAAGACCAAGAAACAGAAGACAGCUACACCAGAAGAAGCUGCUACUGAACUUGACCUUGUAAAUGAAGAAGCCUCAGAACUGGCUGACGUUACUAAAGAUCAAAGCGAUAAGUUGGCUGAUCAGAAGAAACUAAAGACCAAGAAACAGAAGACAGCUAAACCAGAAGAAGAAGCUGCUACUGAACUUGACCUAGUCAAUGAAGAAGCCUCAGAACUGGCUGACGUUACUAAAGAUCAAAGCGAUAAGUUGGCUGAUCAGAAGAAACUAAAGACCAAGAAACAGAAGACAGCUAAACCAGAAGAAGAAGCUGCUACUGAACUUGACCUAGUCAAUGAAGAAGCCUCAGAACUGGCUGACGUUACUCAAGAUCAAAGCGAUAAGUUUGCUGAUCAGAAGAAACUAAAGACCAAGAAACAGAAGACAGCUAAACCAGAAGAAGAAGCUGCUACUGAACUUGACCUAGUUAAUGAAGAAGCCUCAGAACUGGCUGACGUUACUCAUGAUGAGGCCGAUAAGUUUGCUGAUCAGAAGAAACUAAAGACCAAGAAACAGAAGACAGCUAAACCAGAAGAAGCUGCUACUGAACUUGACCUAGUCAAUGAAGAAGCCUCAGAACUGGCUGACGUUACUAAAGAUCAAAGCGAUAAGUUGGCUGAUCAGAAGAAACUAAAGACCAAGAAACAGAAGACAGCUAAACCAGAAGAAGAAGCUGCUACUGAACUUGACCUAGUCAAUGAAGAAGCCUCAGAACUGGCUGACGUUACUCAAGAUCAAAGCGAUAAGUUUGCUGAUCAGAAGAAACUAAAGACCAAGAAACAGAAGACAGCUAAACCAGAAGAAGAAGCUGCUACUGAACUUGACCUAGUCAAUGAAGAAGCCUCAGAACUGGCUGACGUUACUCAAGAUCAAAGCGAUAAGUUUGCUGAUCAGAAGAAACUAAAGACCAAGAAACAGAAGACAGCUAAACCAGAAGAAGAAGCUGCUACUGAACUUGACCUAGUCAAUGAAGAAGCCUCAGAACUGGCUGACGUUACUCAUGAUGAGGCCGAUAAGUUUGCUGAUCAGAAGAAACUAAAGAUUAAGAAACAGAAGACAGCUAAACCAGAAGAAGCUGCUACUGAACUUGACCUAGUCAAUGAAGAAGCCUCAGAACUGGCUGACGUUACUCAUGAUGAGGCCGAUAAGUUUGCUGAUCAGAAGAAACUAAAGACCAAGAAACAGAAGACAGCUACACCAGAAGAAGCUGCUACUGAACUUGACCUUGUAAAUGAAGAAGCCUCAGAACUGGCUGACGUUACUAAAGAUCAAAGCGAUAAGUUGGCUGAUCAGAAGAAACUAAAGACCAAGAAACAGAAGACAGCUAAACCAGAAGAAGAAGCUGCUACUGAACUUGACCUAGUCAAUGAAGAAGCCUCAGAACUGGCUGACGUUACUCAAGAUCAAAGCGAUAAGUUUGCUGAUCAGAAGAAACUAAAGACCAAGAAACAGAAGACAGCUAAACCAGAAGAAGCUGCUACUGAACUUGACCUAGUCAAUGAAGAAGCCUCAGAACUGGCUGACGUUACUCAAGAUCAAAGCGAUAAGUUUGCUGAUCAGAAGAAACUAAAGACCAAGAAACAGAAGACAGCUAAACCAGAAGAAGCUGCUACUGAACUUGACCUAGUCAAUGAAGAAGCCUCAGAACUGGCUGACGUUACUCAUGAUGAGGCCGAUAAGUUUGCUGAUCAGAAGAAACUAAAGACCAAGAAACAGAAGAUAGCUAAACCAGAAGAAGCUGCUACUGAACUUGACCUAGUCAAUGAAGAAGCCUCAGAACUGGCUGACGUUACUCAAGAUCAAAGCGAUAAGUUUGCUGAUCAGAAGAAACUAAAGACCAAGAAACAGAAGACAGCUACACCAGAAGAAGCUGCUACUGAACUUGACCUUGUAAAUGAAGAAGCCUCAGAACUGGCUGACGUUACUAAAGAUCAAAGCGAUAAGUUGGCUGAUCAGAAGAAACUAAAGACCAAGAAACAGAAGACAGCUAAACCAGAAGAAGAAGCUGCUACUGAACUUGACCUAGUCAAUGAAGAAGCCUCAGAACUGGCUGACGUUACUCAUGAUGAGGCCGAUAAGUUUGCUGAUCAGAAGAAACUAAAGACCAAGAAACAGAAGACAGCUAAACCAGAAGAAGAAGCUGCUACUGAACUUGACCUAGUCAAUGAAGAAGCCUCAGAACUGGCUGACGUUACUCAAGAUCAAAGCGAUAAGUUUGCUGAUCAGAAGAAACUAAAGACCAAGAAACAGAAGACAGCUAAACCAGAAGAAGAAGCUGCUACUGAACUUGACCUAGUCAAUGAAGAAGCCUCAGAACUGGCUGACGUUACUCAAGAUCAAAGCGAUAAGUUUGCUGAUCAGAAGAAACUAAAGACCAAGAAACAGAAGACAGCUACACCAGAAGAAGCUGCUACUGAACUUGACCUUGUAAAUGAAGAAGCCUCAGAACUGGCUGACGUUACUCAAGAUCAAAGCGAUAAGUUGGCUGAUCAGAAGAAACUAAAGACCAAGAAACAGAAGACAGCUAAACCAGAAGAAGAAGCUGCUACUGAACUUGACCUAGUCAAUGAUGAAGCCUCAGAACUGGCUGACGUUACUCAUGAUGAGGCCGAUAAGUUUGCUGAUCAGAAGAAACUAAAGACCAAGAAACAGAAGACAGCUAAACCAGAAGAAGAAGCUGCUACUGAACUUGACCUAGUCAAUGAUGAAGCCUCAGAACUGGCUGACGUUACUCAUGAUGAGGCCGAUAAGUUUGCUGAUCAGAAGAAACUAAAGACCAAGAAACAGAAGACAGCUAAACCAGAAGAAGAAGCUGCUACUGAACUUGACCUAGUCAAUGAAGAAGCCUCAGAACUGGCUGACGUUACUCAAGAUCAAAGCGAUAAGUUGGCUGAUCAGAAGAAACUAAAGACCAAGAAACAGAAGACAGCUAAACCAGAAGAAGAAGCUGCUACUGAACUUGACCUAGUCAAUGAAGAAGCCUCAGAACUGGCUGACGUUACUCAAGAUCAAAGCGAUAAGUUUGCUGAUCAGAAGAAACUAAAGACCAAGAAACAGAAGACAGCUAAACCAGAAGAAGAAGCUGCUACUGAACUUGACCUAGUCAAUGAAGAAGCCUCAGAACUGGCUGACGUUACUCAUGAUGAGGCCGAUAAGUUUGCUGAUCAGAAGAAACUAAAGACCAAGAAACAGAAGACAGCUACACCAGAAGAAGCUGCUACUGAACUUGACCUUGUAAAUGAAGAAGCCUCAGAACUGGCUGACGUUACUAAAGAUCAAAGCGAUAAGUUGGCUGAUCAGAAGAAACUAAAGACCAAGAAACAGAAGACAGCUAAACCAGAAGAAGAAGCUGCUACUGAACUUGACCUAGUCAAUGAAGAAGCCUCAGAACUGGCUGACGUUACUAAAGAUCAAAGCGAUAAGUUGGCUGAUCAGAAGAAACUAAAGACCAAGAAACAGAAGACAGCUAAACCAGAAGAAGAAGCUGCUACUGAACUUGACCUAGUCAAUGAAGAAGCCUCAGAACUGGCUGACGUUACUCAAGAUCAAAGCGAUAAGUUUGCUGAUCAGAAGAAACUAAAGACCAAGAAACAGAAGACAGCUAAACCAGAAGAAGAAGCUGCUACUGAACUUGACCUAGUCAAUGAAGAAGCCUCAGAACUGGCUGACGUUACUCAAGAUCAAAGCGAUAAGUUUGCUGAUCAGAAGAAACUAAAGACCAAGAAACAGAAGACAGCUAAACCAGAAGAAGAAGCUGCUACUGAACUUGACCUAGUCAAUGAAGAAGCCUCAGAACUGGCUGACGUUACUCAUGAUGAGGCCGAUAAGUUUGCUGAUCAGAAGAAACUAAAGAUUAAGAAACAGAAGACAGCUAAACCAGAAGAAGCUGCUACUGAACUUGACCUAGUCAAUGAAGAAGCCUCAGAACUGGCUGACGUUACUCAUGAUGAGGCCGAUAAGUUUGCUGAUCAGAAGAAACUAAAGACCAAGAAACAGAAGACAGCUACACCAGAAGAAGCUGCUACUGAACUUGACCUUGUAAAUGAAGAAGCCUCAGAACUGGCUGACGUUACUAAAGAUCAAAGCGAUAAGUUGGCUGAUCAGAAGAAACUAAAGACCAAGAAACAGAAGACAGCUAAACCAGAAGAAGAAGCUGCUACUGAACUUGACCUAGUCAAUGAAGAAGCCUCAGAACUGGCUGACGUUACUCAAGAUCAAAGCGAUAAGUUUGCUGAUCAGAAGAAACUAAAGACCAAGAAACAGAAGACAGCUAAACCAGAAGAAGCUGCUACUGAACUUGACCUAGUCAAUGAAGAAGCCUCAGAACUGGCUGACGUUACUCAAGAUCAAAGCGAUAAGUUUGCUGAUCAGAAGAAACUAAAGACCAAGAAACAGAAGACAGCUAAACCAGAAGAAGCUGCUACUGAACUUGACCUAGUCAAUGAAGAAGCCUCAGAACUGGCUGACGUUACUCAUGAUGAGGCCGAUAAGUUUGCUGAUCAGAAGAAACUAAAGACCAAGAAACAGAAGACAGCUACACCAGAAGAAGCUGCUACUGAACUUGACCUAGUCAAUGAAGAAGCCUCAGAACUGGCUGACGUUACUCAUGAUGAAGCCGAUAAGUUUGCUGAUCAGAAGAAACUAAAGACCAAGAAACAGAAGACAGCUACACCAGAAGAAGCUGCUACUGAACUUGACCUUGUAAAUGAAGAAGCCUCAGAACUGGCUGACGUUACUCAAGAUCAAAGCGAUAAGUUUGCUGAUCAGAAGAAACUAAAGACCAAGAAACAGAAGACAGCUAAACCAGAAGAAGAAGCUGCUACUGAACUUGACCUAGUCAAUGAAGAAGCCUCAGAACUGGCUGACGUUACUCAAGAUCAAAGCGAUAAGUUGGCUGAUCAGAAGAAACUAAAGACCAAGAAACAGAAGAUAGCUAAACCAGAAGAAGCUGCUACUGAACUUGACCUAGUCAAUGAAGAAGCCUCAGAACUGGCUGACGUUACUCAUGAUGAAGCCGAUAAGUUUGCUGAUCAGAAGAAACUAAAGACCAAGAAACAGAAGACAGCUACACCAGAAGAAGCUGCUACUGAACUUGACCUUGUAAAUGAAGAAGCCUCAGAACUGGCUGACGUUACUAAAGAUCAAAGCGAUAAGUUGGCUGAUCAGAAGAAACUAAAGACCAAGAAACAGAAGACAGCUAAACCAGAAGAAGAAGCUGCUACUGAACUUGACCUAGUCAAUGAAGAAGCCUCAGAACUGGCUGACGUUACUAAAGAUCAAAGCGAUAAGUUUGCUGAUCAGAAGAAACUAAAGACCAAGAAACAGAAGACAGCUACACCAGAAGAAGCUGCUACUGAACUUGACCUUGUAAAUGAAGAAGCCUCAGAACUGGCUGACGUUACUAAAGAUCAAAGCGAUAAGUUUGCUGAUCAGAAGAAACUAAAGACCAAGAAACAGAAGACAGCUACACCAGAAGAAGCUGCUACUGAACUAGACCUGGUUGGUGAGGAAGCCUCAGAACUGGCUGACAUACCUGAAGAGAAGGGCGCCUUUAUCAGAAAUGACGUUACUAGUCAGAACAUUAAAUUAGGUAUUAAAGCAAGUUACAAUUUUAAUAGUGUUGCUACUGAUUUAAAAAAAGAAGAUCAUAUCCCAAGGAAAGGUUUACAUGAAAAAACCAACGGUGAAGCUCCAGAAGCUAAAAGCCAGUUUACACUGAGAAAAACAAAGCGAAGAGAAAUGUCUCCACAAGGUUUGUAAACACUAACAUACUAUUAUAUAAUCCGCAAUUUCAGUCGCUAAACCCAACUUCUUAAUAAAAAAAAAGGCUGAAGCUUGUUUCAAUGGGGACCCACUGGUAAUCACCGUAAAAUUGCAAUGCGACGAGAAUACCUGCGUAAGUGUCCAAUAAGCGUAAAUGUAAUUUUUAGCUUUCAAUUUACAAAGACGAGGAGUAUAUGGAAGAGAACGAUAAUGUCUACUUAAUAACAUCGUCUGACGGGCGUAUGACGACAGUGUCGUUGUACAUAAAUUGUUGUGAUUACAAGUUUAACGGAAAGCUUACGUUUGUUGCUUCCAACGCUGCCGGUAAUGAUAAGUGUCUAGUUAAUCUAAAGGUAAAAGAUCAAUCUGAGAAGAAACGAGUACGAUCACCGUUAAAUGAGUUUGACAACAACUUAGAACUAACUUACUACGCUCCCGAUAUAGAAGCCUGUGAAGUGGGUUUAAAGCAUUCUGUUUUAUAAAUAUUUUUAGUGUGUUUGUCCGUUUGUCGAAAAUGUCAGUGUGUUCUGCAAUGUCAAAGCUGUCCCAAUUGUGUAUGUCAAACCUGUACUACUGCCAAAGCGAAGCUUUAAAGAGGGUAAAACAUUGACUUAGAUGGGUUGUAUAUACAUUUUUUUAAAUUUCAGAUCAAGACGACAAAAAAAGAAAACCUACGGCAUUGACAAUUCCAAAAGAUAUAAAUUCUUUAUACGGUGACCCCAGUACCUUGGUUUCUACAGCAAAUGUGACAACAGAAUUAAACAGCGACAUCGAAACAGGCAGAACCGAAGUCGUCUCUCCGGUCAAAGAACUAAACAAAGAUUCAGUUAGUGAACACUUUGAAAUUGUAGACAAAAAGAAAGCAGACGAACCUAAGAAAAAGCAGAAACUGACAAGAAGCUUGACGACAAGAAGGCCGAAGAAGCUAAGAAGAAGGCUGAAGCUGACAAAAAAACUGAAGAUGAUAAGAAGAAAGCCGAGGAAGAAGCUAAGAAGAAGGCUGAAGCUGAUAAGAAAAAUGCCGAAGAAGAAGCCAAGAAGAAAGCUGAAGCUGAUAAGAAGAAGGCACAGGAAGAAGCUAAGAAGAAGGCUGAAGCUGAUAAGAAGAAGGCCGAGGAAGAAGCUAAGAAGAAGGCUGAAGCUGAUAAGAAGAAGGCUGAAGAAGAAGCUAAGAAGAAGGCUGAGGAAGAAGCUAAGAAGAAGACUGAAGCUAAUAAGAAGAAGGCCGAGGCAGAAGCUAAGAAGAAGGCUGAAGAUGAUAAGAAGAAGGCCGAGGAAGAAGCUAAGAAAAAGGCUGAAGCUGAUAAAAAGAAGGCUGAGGAAGAAGCUAAGAAGAAGGCUGAAGCUGAUAAGAAAAAUGCCGAAGAAGAAGCCAAGAAGAAAGCUGAAGCUGAUAAGAAGGCUGAAGAAGAAGCUAAGAAGAAGGCUGAGGAAGAAGCUAAGAAGAAGACUGAAGCUAAUAAGAAGAAGGCCGAGGCAGAAGCUAAGAAGAAGGCUGAAGAUGAUAAGAAGAAGGCCGAGGAAGAAGCUAAGAAAAAGGCUGAAGCUGAUAAAAAGAAGGCUGAGGAAGAAGCUAAGAAGAAGGCUGAGGAAGAAGCAAAGAAGAAGGCUAAAGAUGAUAAGAAGAAGGCCGAGGAAGAAGCUAAGAAAAAGGCUGAAGCUGAUAAAAAGAAGGCUGAGGAAGAAGCUAAGAAGAAGGCUGAGGAAGAAGCUAAGAAGAAGGCUGAGGAAGAAGCUAAGAAGAAGGCUGAAGCUGAUAAGAAGAAGGCCGAGGCAGAAGCUAAGAAGAAGGCUGAAGCUGAUAAGAAGAAGGCCGAGGCAGAAGCUAAGAAGAAGGCUGAGGAAGAAGCUAAGAAGAAGGCUGAAGCUGAUAAGAAGAAGGCCGAGGCAGAAGCUAAGAAGAAGGCAGAAGAAGAAGCUAAGAAAAAAGCCGAGGAAGAAGCUAAGAAGAAGGCUGAAGCUGAUAAGAAGAAGGCUGAGGAAGAAGCUAAGAAGAAGGCUGAGGAAGAAGCUAAGAAGAAGGCUGAAGCUGAUAAGAAGAAGGCCGAGGCAGAAGCUAAGAAGAAGGCUGAAGCUGAUAAGAAGAAGGCCGAGGCAGAAGCUAAGAAGAAGGCUGAAGCUGAUAAGAAGAAGGCAGAGGAAGAAGCUAAGAAGAAGGCUGAAGCUGAUAAGAAGAAGGCUGAGGAAGAAGCUAAGAAGAAGGCUGAAGCUGACAAGAAGAAGGCCGAGGAAGAAGCUAAGAAGAAGGCUGAAGCUGAUAAGAAGAAGGCUGAGGAAGAAGCUAAGAAGAAGGCUGAAGCUGAUAAGAAAAAGGCCGAGGAAGAAGCUAAGAAGAAGGCUGAAGCUGAUAAGAAGAAGGCCGAGGAAGAAGCUAAGAAGAAGGCUGAAGCUGAUAAGAAGAAGGCCGAGGAAGAAGCUAAGAAGAAAGCUGAAGCUGACAAGAAGAAGGCCGAGGAAGAAGCUAAGAAGAAGGCCGAGGAAGAAGCUAAAAAGAAGGCUGAAGCUGAUAAGAAGAAGGCCGAGGAAGAAGCUAAGAAGAAGGCUGAAGCUGACAAGAAGAAGGCCGAGGAAGAAGCUAAGAAGAAGGCUGAAGCUGAUAAGAAGAAGGCCGAGGAAGAAGCUAAGAAGAAGGCUGAAGCUGAUAAGAAGAAGGCCGAGGCAGAAGCUAAGAAGAAGGCUGAAGCUGAUAAGAAGAAGGCCGAGGCAGAAGCUAAGAAGAAGGCUGAAGCUGAUAAGAAGAAGGCAGAGGAAGAAGCUAAGAAGAAGGCUGAAGCUGAUAAGAAGAAGGCUGAGGAAGAAGCUAAGAAGAAGGCUGAAGCUGACAAGAAGAAGGCCGAGGAAGAAGCUAAGAAGAAAGCUGAAGCUGAUAAGAAAAAGGCUGAGGAAGAAGCUAAGAAGAAGGCUGAAGCUGAUAAGAAAAAGGCCGAGGAAGAAGCUAAGAAGAAGGCUGAAGCUGAUAAGAAGAAGGCCGAGGAAGAAGCUAAGAAGAAGGCUGAAGCUGAUAAGAAGAAGGCCGAGGAAGAAGCUAAGAAGAAAGCUGAAGCUGACAAGAAGAAGGCAGAGGAAGAAGCUAAGAAGAAGGCCGAGGAAGAAGCUAAAAAGAAGGCUGAAGCUGAUAAGAAGAAGGCCGAGGAAGAAGCUAAGAAGAAGGCUGAAGCUGACAAGAAGAAGGCCGAGGUAGAAGCUAAGAAAAAGGCAGAGGAAGAAGCUAAGAAAAAGGCCGAGGAAGAAGCUAAGAAGAAGGCUGAAGCUGACAAGAAGAAGGCCGAGGAAGAAGCUAAGAAAAAGACAGAGGAAGAAGCUAAGAAGGAGGCCGAGGAAGAAGCUAAGAAGAAGGCUGAAGCUGAUAAGAAGAAGGCCAAGGAAGAAGCUAAGAAGAAAGCUGAAGCUGAUAAGAAGAAGGCCGAGGAAGAAGCUAAGAAAAAGGCAGAGGAAGAAGCUAAGAAAAAAGCCGAGGAAGAAGCUAAGAAGAAGACAGAGGAAGAAGCUAAGAAGAAGGCUGAAGCUGGUAAGAAGAAGGCCGAGGAAGAAGCUAAGAAGAAGGCUGAAGCUGACAAGAAGAAGGCCGAGGAAGAAGCUAAGAAAAAGACAGAGGAAGAAGCUAAGAAGGAAGCCGAGGAAGAAGCUAAGAAGAAAGCUGAAGCUGAUAAGCAGAAGGCCAAGGAAGAAGCUAAGAAAAAAGCCGAGGAAGAAGCUAAGAAGAAGGCUGAGGCUGAUAAGAAGAAGGCCGAGGAAGAAGCUAAGAAAAAGGCAGAAGAAGAAGCUAAGAAAAAAGCCGAGGAAGAAGCUAAGAAGAAGGCUGAAACUGACAAGAAGAAGGCCAAGGAAGAAGCUAAGAAGAAAGCUGAAGCUGAUGAGAAGAAGGCCGAGGAAGAAGCUAAGAAGAAGGCUGAAGCUGAUAAGAAGAAGGCCGAGGAAGAAGCUAAGAUGAAGGCUGAAGCUGAUAAGAAGAAGGCCGAGGAAGAAGCUAAGAAGAAGGCUGAAGCUAACAAGAAGAAGGCAGAGGAAGAAGCUAAGAAGAAGGCUGAAGCUAACAAGAAGAAGGCCGAGGAAGAAGCUAAGAAGAAGGCUGAAGCUGACAAGAAGAAGGCCGAGGAAGAAGCUAAGAAAAAGGCAGAGGAAGAAGCUAAGAAGAAGGCCGAGGAAGAAGCUAAGAAGAAGGCCGAGGAAGAAGCUAAGAAGAAGGCUGAAGCUGGUAAGAAGAAGGCCGAGGAAGAAGCUAAGAUGAAGGCUGAAGCUGAUAAGAAGAAGGCCGAGGAAGAAGCUAAGAUGAAGGCUGAAGCUGAUAAGAAGAAGGCCGAGGAAGAAGCUAAGAUGAAGGCUGAAGCUGAUAAGAAGAAGGCCGAGGAAGAAGCUAAGAAGAAGGCUGAAGCUAACAAGAAGAAGGCAGAGGAAGAAGCUAAGAAAAAGACAGAGGAAGAAGCUAAGAAGGAAGCCGAGGAAGAAGCUAAGAAGAAAGCUGAAGCUGAUAAGCAGAAGGCCAAGGAAGAAGCUAAGAAAAAAGCCGAGGAAGAAGCUAAGAAGAAGGCUGAGGCUGAUAAGAAGAAGGCCGAGGAAGAAGCUAAGAAAAAGGCAGAAGAAGAAGCUAAGAAAAAAGCCGAGGAAGAAGCUAAGAAGAAGGCUGAAACUGACAAGAAGAAGGCCAAGGAAGAAGCUAAGAAGAAAGCUGAAGCUGAUGAGAAGAAGGCCGAGGAAGAAGCUAAGAAGAAGGCUGAAGCUGAUAAGAAGAAGGCCGAGGAAGAAGCUAAGAUGAAGGCUGAAGCUGAUAAGAAGAAGGCCGAGGAAGAAGCUAAGAAGAAGGCUGAAGCUAACAAGAAGAAGGCAGAGGAAGAAGCUAAGAAGAAGGCUGAAGCUAACAAGAAGAAGGCCGAGGAAGAAGCUAAGAAGAAGGCUGAAGCUGACAAGAAGAAGGCCGAGGAAGAAGCUAAGAAAAAGGCAGAGGAAGAAGCUAAGAAGAAGGCCGAGGAAGAAGCUAAGAAGAAGGCCGAGGAAGAAGCUAAGAAGAAGGCUGAAGCUGGUAAGAAGAAGGCCGAGGAAGAAGCUAAGAUGAAGGCUGAAGCUGAUAAGAAGAAGGCCGAGGAAGAAGCUAAGAUGAAGGCUGAAGCUGAUAAGAAGAAGGCCGAGGAAGAAGCUAAGAUGAAGGCUGAAGCUGAUAAGAAGAAGGCCGAGGAAGAAGCUAAGAAGAAGGCUGAAGCUAACAAGAAGAAGGCAGAGGAAGAAGCUAAGAAGAAGGCUGAAGCUGAUAAGAAGAAGGCCGGGGAAGAAGCUAAGAAGGCUGAAGCUGAUAAGAAGAAGGCCGAAGAAGAAGCUAAGAAGAAGGCUGAAGCUGAUAAGAAGAAGGCCAAGGAAGAAGAUAAGAAGAAGGCUGAAGCUGAUAAGAAGAAGGCCGAGGAAGAAGUUAAGAAGAAAGCUGAAGCUGAUAAGAAGAAGGCCGAGGAAGAAGCUAAAAAGAAGGCUGAAGCUGAUAAGAAGAAGGCUGAUACUGACAAAGACAAGGUUGAAUUAGACAAAACAGCUGAAAUUGGCAUGGUCGAAAAAAAAGAAGCAAAAACUGAAAAAACGAAAAUUGGUGAGAAGAAUCUUUCUAAAGAUGAUACGGAAAUAACGCCAACUAAUGAUGCAAAAACAGAUUCAAGCGAGCAAUCAGAAAAAUCAAAGAAGAAAAAGAUUGUAAAAAAGAAAAGAGGAGCUCAGGUCGACGAAGAGAACAAGAAAGUACAAUGGGAAAGUGACUUGCAGGUUCACGCAAAGGAAGAACUGAGUGAAGUGCAACUAUUGGAGACUCUGGAGUUACCGCAAGUUGCACCGGAGAAACCUGAACAAGCUAGCGAAGUAGAAGAAAGCUAUUCCUAUCAACGCGUUGAAUCCCGACAACGCAAGAAACGGGAAGGCUUCGUAUCAUUGCCCCCAGAAAUAGUUUACGCCUUCCGAGGGGACCGUGUUGUUGUAGAAUGUGAACUGUACAACGAAGAGGACGAAGUAGAAUGGACAGUCAACGAUAAACCGUACACUUCAGACUCUCGCUGCUCAUUAGACGAUUAUGGAUACUUACGCCGCUUGGUCAUUCAAGAUAUUGUACCAGACGACUCCGAAACGUCGGUUUGUGUUACCUUCAACGGUAUUCCGGCGCACAGUAAGAUCAUGGUGGACGAAACUCCGGUGGAAUUCGUCAAGAAGCUAGAAUAUCGAACCGCAGCGAACCUCGGUGAGAUGUGUACGUUGAGCGUUUUGUUGUCGCACGCAGCGGAGAAGGUUUCGUGGUAUUUCAACUCGAACCCAGUAAACGAACACGAUCCUAUGUACCGUAUUAUCUCGGACAAAACCGUGCAAGCGUUGCAAGUACUGAAACCAACUUAUGAAAUGAUUGGUCGCUUCUCCGUGGUAGCCGACCAAUCCGAGUGUUCUACACUGUUUGACAUCCGUGGUAAACCAGUAGUAAUGCGAUAUCCUGAAUACGUUGAAGCUGAUGCACACGACGACUUGAAGAUUACCAUCCCGAUGAAAGUUAAGCCAGAGCCAGACGUUGACAUUUUGAUAAAAGACGAAAACCUGUUUUCCGACAUCCGUACGGUCUUUGAAUUUACAGACAAUAGUUUGUUGAUAACAAGAAAGAACGUGACUAGAAAGGAUGCUGGCACCUACAUGAUCAAAGUGCACAACGAGUUCGGAGAGGAAGUGAUUCCAGUCAAUGUCAUUGUCAAAGGUUUGUUAAGCAACGUACAUUAUAACAAAUAUUUUUGCUUUACUAAUAUAAGUCCAUAAUUUCAGAUGUUCCCGGACCUCCUACGAACAUUGGCAUAAAGGAAGUAGGUGAUGACUACACUACCGUUACCUGGGACAAACCUGAGAACGACGGUGGAGCUCAAAUCACUUCGUACGUGAUCGAAAAGAAAGAAUACAACAGAAGAGUGUUUCAAAAAGUGGGUCAGAGUUCGAGCCGCAGCAAAGAAUUGUUUAUCGACGACCUCGAAAUGGAGACUCAUUACUUAAUUCGUGUAGCUGCGGUCAACAAAUUCGGUGUGGGCGACUUUGCCGAGCCCGCCAAUGUAACUACUGGAAUUCCUUAUACAGCGCCCGUACCUACCAGUCCGCCAGAAGUGCUCCAUCUUAGCACCAAGGUAUGCAAAACCUAUAUGAUAUAAUAAUAUGUGAAUAUCAAACAAAAAACCGUUUUUCCAUUAAAAAAAUUUUAUUUAAAAUUGACAAAAUAUGUUGUUAACCCUCUAUUAUAGUCUUGUUUCCUGGAAUGGGAAGAAGUCUCAGACGAUGGAGGCUCCCCGAUCUACUGCUACGACGUCUACAUGCGAGAAGACAGCGGAAAAUGGACAAAGGUUAACUCUGAACCAGUAUUUACUAACGCUUUCCAUGUUGAGAACCUUCUGAAGCCCGGAAGCUCUUACGAAUUCAAGGUCGAAGCCACAAACGAAGCUGGACUGCGAUCGGUCACAGAAGUUUGCUCAAAACCAAUCAAAGCGCCAAAAAUACACGGUAGGCAUUUAAAAAACGUUAAAUUUUACUGUUGAUAAUACCUAAAAUAAUAUAACCAAUAAAGGAAGUGAAAAAAGUAAAAACAACCACAGACGGAGAUAAAAAAUAAUUAUAAAUUUAGUUUUUUCCAGGAUAACAAAAUAUUUUGAAAUAACAAAAUGCGCGCCAAAUAUUUUUAUGAAAACAACUUUUUGUCGGACGAAAGUGAAUUAUUUUACAUUUUUGGUAAUUUUUGUAUUUUAAAAAUCCCAAAUUCAAAAAAUGCUAGGAAUAACACCGUAAGUGUUAAAAAAUUUUUGCAUUAUUGCUUUUUGUACAUUAUAGGUAACAAUUUUUUUUCAGAUAUUCCAACAAUGGAAGACGUAGACUUGAAGGUUGUGUUGACGGCCUACGAUGCGGUCACAGUCAGUUGGGUACCCAAACAAGAACAUUCAGAAGAUAAGACGGUUUCGUACGUUGUCUACUACAAAUCCGAGAACAGUAUCAUCUGGAAUGAGAUUCACACCAAAGAGACGAAUGUGUUCAUUGGAGAGUUAAAGGAUGGUGUGAGCUAUGUGUUCAAGGUGGCGGCAGAAAACGAUCUUGGUGUUGGUCCAACUACAACCGAAACUGAACCUCUCAAAGUUUCAGGUAACAAAUUUGUGGCUAGUUUAUUUUUUAGGGAAUUUUAGGUAAUAAAACCUGACGUAUUUGUGAAUUAAGUUGUUUAUUAGUAUUUAGUUUACACUAAAGUGUUAGCAGUGAGAUGGUGUGUAAAUAAAAGAUUUUUUUAAAUUCAUAAUUUUAGCUUCUGAAAAACCAGUUAUCAUCAAACCACUUCGUAGCCAUAAUAUUCCUCGAAAACGCGAACUCCGACUGGAAUGCCAUGCUCUGGGAGAGCCUGCUCCAAGUUACAUCUGGAAGAAAGAUGGCAAAGAGAUCGUCCCAGAAACUGACGAUGUUUCGGUAUGUUUUCAAGAUAUUUCAAUGAUUGACAACUUUUUACUUUUUUAUUCGUUAUUUACCUAUUUUCUUAUAAAAACGAUUUCUAGUAAACUUAUAUUGUUUUAGAUCAGCAACGAAGGAUUUAUGAGUGUUCUAACCAUUCGCGAAGUCACGACCGAAGACGCCGGAAAUUAUUCGUGUGAAGUUGUCAAUGAUUACGGUGUAGAUAUUUCCGAAAGUAAGGUUGAAGUUGGAGAUGUUAAAGCACACUUCUUGGCUUCGUUUGGCGAGCGCAUUCAAAUAUCCGAAAGUUCUAAGCUUGUACUUGAAUGCGAACUGUCUGAUGAAGAUGCUGUUGUUCAAUGGUUCAAGAAUGGCCGUGCCAUUAAACUGUCGGAAAAAAUGCAUAUUCUUCGCUCAGGGGCGUUGCGUCGCCUUGAAGUUGACGAUGUUACGCAUGAAGAUGGUGGAGAAUAUGUUUGUCAAACCAGCGACGAACAAAGCACCGCCAAAACCAGAGUCGCGGUCAAAAAACAAGUGACUCACAUUCAGUUCAGUCCUCAAGAUUACAUACUUUCUCAAUUUAACCAGCAUGCCAGUUUUACGUGCGAGUUGACUGGAACAACUGAUGAUGUUAAGUGGUUCAAGAACGGAGUCGAAAUAAUGCAGCCAUCUUCAAAACACUUUGUCAUCAACGAAGACAACAAGGUGACCUUAGAGAUUGUCAACGUAGACGAGAAAGAUGUUGGUGAAUAUGUUUUGGAACUACCUAAUGGAGAACGAAGUGCUCCAGCGCAACUUCAGCUUCGUGUAACACCAACACUGUCCUUCUCGCGCGAGAUCAAAUCGGACGAGAUCGAGACUGAAGCUGGAAAAGAUCUUCAAUUCAGCAUUAAUGUCAACGGAUUCCCUCAUCCACGCGUCGAAGCCAUGCUCAACGAGGAAACAUUGCGACACUUUGCAAACAUCGAUGACUUUGAUGAGAAUCACAUUCACAUCAGAAUUCAAUCGAUUUCGAGAGAACACGCUGGAGUCUUGAGUGUAAGGGCUAAAAACGAUGCUGGAGAAGAGAUCAAAAAGAUUAAAGUGCGAGUUUUGAGCGCACCAGCACCACCAAGGAACGUGAGGGCCCAAGUGUUAUCUCCGACGUCAGUUGAGAUAACGUUUGACCCAAGCGAAGAUGAUGAAGAUGCUUCAAUCGACUACUACCAAAUCGAACGCAAAACAGCCGAACACACUCGUUGGAGAAACGCAGGAAAAGUUAGGAAUCACCAAAACCUAAGAAUCGUGUGUGACGAUCUGUUCAGCGACGAGAUCUACGUGUUCCGUGUUCUUGCUGUCAAUGACAUUGGCAAAAGCGAAGGAAGCGAACAUGUGGACGUUAUCACGCCGGCCGAAGACUCGGAUGAGUACUCUAUCUCUUCUAACGCCCCAAUCAGCGACGCAUACAAACCAGAAGCCCCGGAAGCUCCUGAAGUUAUGCUAGACAAAAACAAAGUUCACAUCUCGUGGAAGGCAAUCGAGAACGUGACAUUGUACGCCAUUGAAAGGAGAAAAGUUGACGAAGACAUCUGGCUCGAGAUUGCCAACACCGACCGCACCUCGUUUGUAGACAGGUCGAUAUUAGAACCCGGAAACUACGUAUACAGAGUUAUAGCCAAGUUUGUAGAAGCUCGCAGCCAGCCCGGAAAAGAAUCUGCACCAGCUCAACUUGAAGGCAGAAUCACUUCAAGCGACGAAAAGAAGGUAGAAACAGCCAAUGGCAGCGUGAAGACGAACGAUACCAAAGUGGUCAAGAAAAAGAAGGCCAAGAAGUCGGUCAAGCUGGAGGCAGAAGAAGCCGAGCAAGAUAAACGUAUGUUUAAGUACAUUAACUAA
Messenger RNA from Bursaphelenchus okinawaensis, 24228 nucleotides. The record is from the annotation of a GenBank genome assembly. NCBI's taxonomy places the organism in Eukaryota, Metazoa, Nematoda, Chromadorea, Rhabditida, Aphelenchoididae.